AUGGAUUUACAGACAAGGGAAAAACUUAAAUAAUCAAGCAAAUCGACAGGUCUUAUAGAUGCAGAGAUAAAUUCAACUUUGAAAUAUUUAGGUUAGUAUCAGAUCUUGAUCUAGAUAAUGAAUUGGAUUAACUGGAUCAAGAAAUUAAAGGAUACACGGCUAAUUAGAAUUGCAAUCUGUUAGCAAAGGAAAUUUAGAAAAGGAGAAACUUAUAUAAUGAAUUAGCUUAAAAACGAUAAGAUAUAAAAAAACGAAUUGAAUUAAAUCACAUGGCCCAUUUAUAGCAAUAUUGUAAUUUAAGAAAAGAAAAAUAAUUACGAAAACUUUGGGUAAAUAGAUGCUCUUAAGAUGCAUGGAGAAAUAACUGAAAGAUAGGAUGAAUAUUUAUCAAAAAUUAAUGAUAAAGUCCUUAAUAUCAAAUAUUCAUCAUAAAAUUUAAGUAAGUAAAUAAAGGAAUAAAAUGGAAUGAUAGAUUAAUUACACGAAGAAACUGAUUCUGCUAAUUAAGCAAUGAAUAGAUUGAAAAAUAAAAUGAAUUAUUUUUUAGAUAAUUCCAGUUCAUGGAAACUAUUAAUAAUAUUAUUUUUUGAAAUAUUCGUGUUUAUUUUUGUAGUAGUUAUCUGA
Molecule: messenger RNA, 624 nt
Organism: Paramecium tetraurelia
Lineage: Eukaryota; Ciliophora; Oligohymenophorea; Peniculida; Parameciidae
Exons: 3
Source: RefSeq, a predicted model, not a curated record